Letharia columbiana is the source of this 258-nucleotide messenger RNA. RefSeq lists its product as uncharacterized. NCBI's taxonomy places the organism in Eukaryota, Fungi, Ascomycota, Lecanoromycetes, Lecanorales, Parmeliaceae. The coding region runs from base 1 to 258 and encodes 85 amino acids. The transcript is spliced from 2 exons. The record is from RefSeq and is a predicted model, not a curated record.
AUGGAAGCGACCUUCCAAGUUGAAUUGCCAUUUGAUGAUCCGUGCUGGAUUCGGAUAUUCACAUACCAUGCACACAUACUUAUCUUCAAGCCCAAGUCUCAUAUAGAACCAACUACGUGCGAGCACAAGGUACAAGUCGUCCGCCAGCCGAAAACACCGCCGCAAUUCGGUGUGCGGGAUCCUGUCAAGUUCCAGCACCCAGAGGCGUUGGGAAUCUUCACAGACCGUCUACUUCCCAAGCCUCGAGAAGAUCGAUAG